Molecule: messenger RNA, 1934 nt
Organism: Chlorocebus sabaeus (green monkey)
Lineage: Eukaryota; Metazoa; Chordata; Mammalia; Primates; Cercopithecidae
Source: RefSeq, a predicted model, not a curated record
AGUCCUGGCCCUUGGCCCAACCUCCUGCUGCCCCCUGUCUGAGGGCCCAGGCCCCGCGUCUCCGCUUUGCCGUCCAGCCUGUCCUUGGUGUGGGGUGCUUGGAAGUGCAAGCACCCUCUCCGGCUCUUUGCCGGCCCCAAGGGUCGUUGUUUGCGGCGGUCCCCGGGCCCAGUCAUCGGCCCUCUUUUCCGGUGCCGGAACUAUCGUACUGGUGCCUUAGUUUCCCAGCCGGCAGGCGGAGUGAGGAGGAAGCGGAGGCGACACCGCUCUCACCACUGGGGAAAGGAAGGAGGCGGGCCCUGCGCGCAGCAUUUUGGGAACGAGUGGAAUUCUGGGAGCUGGGCCCGCCAUUCUCUUGAUUCACGCUUCCGCCGUAGCGGCUUUCGCCGUGCACCGAAGAGAAGGAAAAGUAGGCCAGAGCCGAGCUCUCUUCCUGCCAAGAUGUCUAUUGGUGUGCCAAUUAAAGUGCUGCACGAGGCCGAGGGCCACAUUGUGACAUGUGAGACGAACACCGGUGAGGUAUAUCGGGGGAAGCUCAUUGAAGCAGAGGACAACAUGAACUGCCAGAUGUCCAACAUCACAGUCACAUACAGAGAUGGCCGAGUGGCACAGCUGGAGCAGGUAUACAUCCGUGGCAGCAAAAUCCGCUUUCUGAUUUUGCCUGACAUGCUGAAGAAUGCACCCAUGUUAAAGAGCAUGAAAAAUAAAAACCAAGGCUCAGGGGCUGGCCGAGGAAAAGCUGCUAUUCUCAAGGCCCAAGUGGCUGCAAGAGGAAGAGAGGAUUCAAAAGAUAAUGGUGGCCUGGUGCAGUGGCUCACACCUAUAAUCCCAGCAGGCCGAGGCCAGCAGAUCGCUUGAGCCCAGGAGUUCAAGACCAGCCUGGGCAACAUGGCAAAACCCUGUCUCUACAAAAAAAUAUGAAAUUAGGUGGGCAUGGUGGUGUGCACCAGUAUUUCCAGCUACUCGGGGGUCUGAGGUGGGAGAAUCACCUGAGCCCGGGGAGGUUGAGGCUGCAGUGAGCCAUGAUUGUGCCAUUGCACUCCUGCCAGGGGGAGAGUGAGACCAUCUUAAAACAAGCAAACAAACAAAAAACCAUCAAGGAAUAGCAUGAAAACAUGUUCAUAUUGAGACAUGGCGGUAAAUACAAACAAAUCAGCCAAGAGUUGGAAAGACUAUCCUGAGGCAAGGAAAGUGAGGUGAAGGCAGGGUAGGAGGGCUACUGUUUUUCAUAAUAAACCUUACGGAACAAAUUGUUUUCAAUAUGCGUUAACUGAUUCUUCCCCCUAAGAUGCAGGAUAUAAAACAGUUUACAAAGCUACGUUAUUUAGGUUGAUCCCACCUUCACUUUUCAGGAUCUAGUUAGGGUUAUAGCCAGUUUCCACUAUAUGGAGAAUCUGCAAGGCUGGAGAUCCUGUACGGGUCCAGGGUGAACUACAUCAAAAGUCACUUUUGAGAUCAAGGAUGCAGUUCACUACUAUUAAGUAUAAUGUGUUAUUAUUCAAAGUACUGUUUACUGUAAAAGUAUGAUAAAUUAAUGGUUAUACUAAAAUAACAUAUUCUAGUACAGGGUCAAAAUAUGGCUUCAGGUCUACUUAAGAUAGAAUACUUAAGAUAAGAAUCACUUAUCUGGGGGACAAGGGAAUUGUUUAAAAUGCAGAUUCCUGGGCCCCACUCCAGGCGUGGGGCUUGCAGUCUUCAUUUCUAACAAGAUCCUUAGCUGCUGUUGAAAACCACUGCUUUCAUUUGUUUUGUUUUUUUUUAAGAGACAGGGCCUCGCUGUCAUCCAGGCUGGAGUGCAGUGGUGCAAUUACAGCUCACUGCAGCCUUAAUCUCCUGGCCUCACGUGGUCCUCCUGCCUCAACCUCCGGGGUAGCUGGGACUGCAGGCGUCAGCUGUACUAGGCUACUUUUCAAUUUUUUUAUAGAGAUGGGGUC